AUCUGGGCUCUUGCAAUCUGUCUGCUGUUGCCUUGCGCCAAGGACAAUCAUGGACACCCGGGCCUCUCGAGACCCUGAGAUGGCCGAAGUGCUGCCCCAGCAUCAGUUCGACAGCCAGUCCCUGGAAGCAUACCUGAACCAGCAUUUGUCCGGCUUUGGUGCUGAGCGCCAGGCAAAACUGACGGUUGCCCAGUACAGAUCAGGGCAGUCCAAUCCCACGUUUUAUCUCCAGAAGGGCUCGCAAGCAUAUGUACUUAGGAAAAAACCUCCUGGUUCUCUGCUCCCUAAAGCACACAAGAUUGAUAGAGAAUUUGAAGUCCAGAAAGCUUUGUUUUCUGUUGGAUUCCCUGUUCCCAAGCCUUUGUUGUACUGCAGUGAUGCAUCUGUCAUUGGAACAGAAUUUUAUGUGAUGGAGCAUGUGCAGGGUCGAAUCUUUCGUGAUUUCACAAUUCCUGGUGUUAGUCCAGCGGAGCGCACAGCCAUCUACGUGGCCAUGAUAGAAACUCUGGCUUGGCUCCAUUCCCUGGAUAUACAGUCCCUGAGGCUGCAGAAGUAUGGGAGAGGUGCUGGCUACUGCAAACGACAGGUCUCAACCUGGACAGAGCAGUAUCAAGCUGCAGCUCAUCAGGACAUUCCAGCCAUGAACCAGCUCUCAGAGUGGCUGGUGCAAAAUCUGCCAGAUAAUGACAAUGAGGAAAAUUUGAUUCAUGGAGAUUUCAAACUAGAUAACAUAGUGUUCCAUCCAAAAGAGUCUCGUGUGAUAGCCGUAUUGGAUUGGGAACUUUCAACUCUUGGCCAUCCUUUGUCAGACUUAGCUCAUCUCUCCAUAUUCUACUUUUGGCCAAGGACAGUUCCAUUGCUAAAUCAAAGUUCUCAUCUGCAAGAAAACAUAGGGGUACCAUCAAUGGAAGAACUGAUUUCAAUAUAUUGCCGCUGCAGGGGAAUUAACCCUAUUCUUCCUAACUGGAAUUUCUUUCUUGCCCUUUCAUAUUUUAAAAUGGCUGGAAUAGCACAGGGAGUGUAUAGUAGAUACCUUCUGGGAAAUAAUGCAUCCGAGAGUAGCUUUCUGUUUGCCAAUGUUGUGCAACCUCUGGCAGAAACUGGGUUACAACUCUCAAAAAGAACUUUCAGUACUGCACUGACCCAGCCUGACUCAGCCCAGCGGCUGUUUGGACAGAGCAGGACAGGCCAGGAAGUUCUUGGUCGGGUGAAGCAUUUCAUGAACCAGCAUAUCCUCCCAGCUGAGCAGGAGGUAAUUGAAUUCUAUGCUAAUAAUGAAAAUUCGGUGGACAAGUGGAGAAAACCUUUUAUGAUCGAUAAACUUAAGGAAAUGGCCAAGGCGGAAGGCCUCUGGAACCUGUUCCUGCCCGCUGUCAGUGGCCUCAGCCAGGUGGACUAUGCCUUGAUUGCUGAAGAAACAGGAAAAUGUUUUUUCGCUCCAGAGGUUUUUAACUGCCAAGCACCAGACACAGGCAACAUGGAAGUGCUCCAUCUGUAUGGAAAUGAAAAGCAAAAGCAGCAGUGGCUGGAGCCUCUUCUUCAAGGAAGCAUCGCCUCCUGCUUCUGUAUGACAGAACCAGGUGUAGCUUCAAGUGAUGCCACAAAUAUUGAAUGCAGCAUCCAACGAGAUGGAGAUAGCUAUAUUGUCAAUGGCAAGAAGUGGUGGAGCAGUGGAGCUGGGAAUCCAAACUGCAAAAUUGCGAUUGUUUUGGGAAGAACUAAAAACGCCUCUGCAAGCAGACAUCAACAACACACCAUGGUUCUUGUUCCUCUAAACACACCUGGAGUUGAAAUCAUAAGGCCUUUGUCUGUUUUUGGCUACCUGGAUCACUUACAUGGAGGACAUUUUGAAGUCCAUUUUAAUCAAGUGCGAGUUCCUGUCACUAAUUUAAUACUAGGUGAGGGUCGUGGAUUUGAGAUUGCCCAGGGCCGCCUGGGACCAGGCAGAAUCCACCACUGCAUGAGAGCUGUAGGUAUGGCGGAGCGUGCACUGGAGAUCCUGUGCCAAAGGGCAGCACAGAGAGUGGCCUUUAAGAAGAAACUGUACGAGCAUGAGGUGGUGGCCCAUGCCAUUGCUAAAAGCCGCAUCGCCAUCGAGGAGAUCCGCUUGCUGACCCUGAAAGCUGCCCACAGCAUUGACACUCUAGGCAGUGCUGGUGCCAGAAAGGAGAUCGCAAUGAUAAAAGUGGCCGCCCCUCGGGUCGUCUGCAAAGUUAUUGACCGGGCCAUCCAGGUGUGUGGAGGUGCCGGUGUGUCCCAGGAUUUCCCGCUGGCUAACAUGUAUGCCCUAGCACGAACUCUGCGCUUGGCAGACGGGCCUGAUGAGGUGCAUCUCUCGGCUGUGGCUGCCAUGGAGCUGCGGGAGCAGGCCAAGCGCCAUCGGGCCCGAAUGUAGGCUCUGCUGCUCUGCUGUGGACGUGGUGUGGGUAGUGUCAGGGCACAGGGUGAAUUACCUUUUCUUGGUAAAGACUUGAGUAUCUAGACCC
This is a messenger RNA of Suncus etruscus (white-toothed pygmy shrew), 2486 nucleotides long. It is a transcript of the gene ACAD11, whose product is annotated as acyl-CoA dehydrogenase family member 11. The record is from RefSeq and is a predicted model, not a curated record. Gene Ontology annotation, cellular component: mitochondrion. The transcript has 20 exons. Lineage: Eukaryota; Metazoa; Chordata; Mammalia; Eulipotyphla; Soricidae. Gene Ontology annotation, molecular function: oxidoreductase activity, acting on the CH-CH group of donors; flavin adenine dinucleotide binding. The coding region runs from base 50 to 2395 and encodes 781 amino acids.